Prinia subflava (tawny-flanked prinia) is the source of this 6540-nucleotide messenger RNA. It is a transcript of the gene ST6GALNAC3, whose product is annotated as ST6 N-acetylgalactosaminide alpha-2,6-sialyltransferase 3. Gene Ontology annotation, biological process: ganglioside biosynthetic process; oligosaccharide metabolic process. Gene Ontology annotation, molecular function: alpha-N-acetylgalactosaminide alpha-2,6-sialyltransferase activity. Lineage: Eukaryota; Metazoa; Chordata; Aves; Passeriformes; Cisticolidae. Bases 183 to 1100 code for a protein of 305 amino acids. The transcript has 5 exons. The record is from RefSeq and is a predicted model, not a curated record.
AACCGGGCAGAAAAAGACUAAUGUGACUAACGGGUCCUGCAUGCGUGGUACCUUGAUUUGGAUCUACAGGAAUGUAGGCUCUAAGCAGUGCUGCAGCUCUGCCAGCCUCUUGCCUGACACUGGAACUGCUGCUCACAAAGUAGGAUCCUGCUGCUCUUUGGUAGGAAGGAUAGAGAAAGAACAUGGCCUGCAUUUUGAAGAGAAAGUCCAUUGUUGCUGUGAGUUUCAUUGCAGCAUUCCUCUGUCUGAUCAUCGUUCGUCUCACAAAUGAAGUAACUUUCCCUUUGAUCCUAAACUGCUUUGGACAAACCAGAGUCAAGUGGAUCCCAUUUUCUAAUGGCCAAAGGCAGCCUCUGAAAACUCAUUAUGGAUAUAUAAAUGUAAAAACACAAGAGCCUCUACAACUUGACUGUGACCUCUGUGCCAUUGUUUCAAACUCGGGACAGAUGGCUGGCCAGAGGGUGGGCAUCGAGAUAGACAAGUCCUCCUGCAUAUGGAGGAUGAACAAUGCUCCCACAAAGGGCUAUGAGGAAGAUGUUGGGAAGAGGACAACUGUAAGAGUGGUCUCUCACACCAGUGUGCCUCUCCUGCUUAAGAAUCCUGAGUACUUUUUCAAAGAAACCAACAACACCGUUUACGUGAUCUGGGGUCCUUUCCGAAACAUGAGGAGGGAUGGAAAUGGCAUUGUGUACAACAUGCUGAAGAAAACUGUUGACAGCUACCCAACUGCCAAAAUCUACGUGACAACGGAGAAGCGCAUGAGCUACUGCGACGCGAUAUUCAAGAGGGAGACAGGAAAAGACCGAGUCCAGUCGGGUUCAUAUCUCAGCACGGGUUGGUUUACCUUAAUUUUGGCUAUGGAUGCCUGCUAUGGAAUUCACGUCUAUGGGAUGAUAAAUGACACCUACUGCAAGUCAGAAGGCUUUCGUAAAGUUCCCUACCACUAUUAUGAGCCAGGAAGAGAUGAGUGUGAGGAAUACUUUCUCCAUGAAAAUGCUCCAUAUGGAGGCCACAGGUUUAUCACGGAAAAGAAAGUAUUUGCUAAGUGGGCCAAGAAGCACACGAUAAUAUUUACACAUCCCAACUGGACAGUGUCUUGAUACUGGUUUACUUAACUCUCCCUUAACAACAUAUUACAAAAAUGUCUCAGUUUACAAUAGUUUUGCUUACAUCUGGCUGGCCUUUCUCAGCCUAGGUAACACUAAACUAAAAACCAGAAGACAAAGAGGGUGGUGGUUCAGCUGUUAAGCAAAAUUAAUCAUCUGUGGAAGGCAGACACAUUGUUUGUUAUUUCUUAGGGUUUUAAUCCACACUAUGCACUUUAUACUUUAACUGGAUUUUACUUCAAGGCAGGAGCAGUUAAAGACAGGUAAGAUUCCUGUAUAUACAGGUGCACACAGAGAACAUGGUGGUCCUUUGAAAAUUGUCUAUCAUCAUCUCAGAUAUUUAAAAUUAUUAUUUGCAGCUCAUUUGCUGUACUGCAGCACUAGUUCCAUUUGUGGUAUCGGUAGAAAUUUUCAACAAGAGAAAUGUGAGAUAAAAUACAGACCUCCGAGGUCCAUAAGUGAGCAAAUUUUAAAAAACAUCUGAAUAUAUUGAUACACCUUAUCAAUAUAUUGUGAGCAUUUGCAUAUAUGAUAAAAUUAGAGAUGAGCUAAGCAUGGUUCUUGAACUGUACUCAACUCUUGAAUGAGAAGUUAUUACCUACUCAAGACUCCUGAUUAAUUCAUAACUUCUGAAAUGCAGCUUCCUUCCACCCAGGGCAGUCUGCACCAUCUGGGACUGUGUAGUUUGUGCUUUUUGAAGCUGUUGUCCCACAGUUCAGCUCCAGCAGAAUGGCACUUGGCAAAGAUUGUGUUUUGCAGCCCACGAUGAACCUUUGGCUGUUGUACCAAGCCUGCUGUCAGUACUCAGGCUGGUGAGUGAAAAGUUGUCUCAUGAAUAUCUCCAUUUACUCCAGUUGUGCAUUUAACUAGCUCCAACAUCCAAAUAACAGUAUUUUGACAGUAUUUCCCAUGCAGCCAUCAUAAUUUAUUUUAGAUCUCCAGUUUCUCCAUCUUUAAAAACAAGGAUAGUGUCUGUCUACCUCACAAGAGAGUUGUGAGGACUAAUUUAAUUUAAUUUAAAGCACUUUCCUCAUGCAGAAUGCUCCAGAUCAUUUAUUCUUAACUCAAAAACAAUGGUACCUGUCAUUUAUUCUUGUCUGUUGGGUAUUUGAAGAAAGUGACAGUGUGUCUGGCUCUGAUGGCAAAUUGUUCUGUGCAUCCGCUUUCCUACUGAGGAUAAUUUGUAAUACUGAGUUCUAUCAGCUUGCAUUUCUUCAGAUGAAGUUGGAAGAACUCCCCAUCUCACAGAAUUAAUAAGCACAUUAAAAGGCAGUUCAAGAAUCUUAAAAUAUACUCAUCUCUAGUUUAAGUAUGUAUUUCCAAGCUUACUGUCUUGGAAAGUUUUCAACUGCAGCAGACUCAAUUGUCAUAUGACCAUAAUUCAACUACACAUGUGAGUCUUAUUUAAACUGUAUUUAAACUAAUGCUUUAAGUUUAGAAUGUGUCCUAUGAAUAUUUAACAUCUGGAAUGUCAGAUCAACACUGUAAUAGCCAAUACUGUGAACACUUGAAGGAAUUACGUGUGGAACAUGUCACACAGGGUUUACUCACACUACUUAAACAUUAACCAACAGGAAACUUUGUAUGCUUUUGUAAAUCAAGAAAAGGGGAAAGUAAAAAGCUAUUUUUACAUGUAAGUAUUUGUAUACUGACUAUUUCCUAUUGUAUAUUUGUAUAUAUAAAUCUAUAUUUUAUAUGUUCAUUGCAUAUAUAUUCUCUCAUCAUCAACAGCUCCAACUCAUAGGAUGGGGAGGAAAUCUCUUCACCAGUAUUCCUCCUCCUGAUCAUUGAUUUCUUGUUCCUGUCAAUAGGUGAUUCCAGGGUAUCAUUUCUGUUGUCCCUUCUAUUUUCUUCCAUAAAUGCAGCUCUCUGAUUUUAUUUUUUAAUAUAGCUCAGCUUUCACUGCUUUCUUUAGUACUCUACAUAUUUGUUCUGGUUGUCAGACAAAGGCUGGGGCCAUGCUUAUGAUCUUGGAUAAACACCUAUAUUCAAGCACAGGCUUUGUCCCGGGUUUCUGGCAUGACUUAAUGUCUCACCUUCCUGCUUGGAAAAGGAGAGCAAUAGUAUUUUCCUACUCCUUUUCUUGACUGACUUUCUUGAAAGCUGUUGAGAUAAAUAUUCCCAUUUUCAACCUACUUGUACAAUGCUUUGAAUAAAAGGUGCCCAAAGGGUCUGAAAAUCACAGGCAAUGCUGUGAUAUACAAGUAAUAAAAAGUGCCCGAUUCUUCAGUUGUGGGCUGAUACAACAUGGGAUGAAAUCAAAAAGGGGGGAAAGGGUCAUGACUGGAUGAAGAGCUGUAGUAACAAAACCAGAUUUAUCACCAUAUGCAUCUUUUCAGUUCAGAUGGGUGGCUGGAUAUAUAGAAUGCUAAUAAAAAUUGUGAGGUGGGAUUUGAAAAAUGUAGGACAUGCAGAAUUAGGGAGAAUGUUCCACACAUAUUUUACAGGGCAGCCUGGGAAAUCCUGUCAUUCCCUUGAGGGAAGAGGAACUCAAAAGAAGGACAUCAGCCAACUGAACUUCUGUUUAGAAGGUUCCUGGUUUAAUAGAAAACUACCAUGAAAGUGCUGCACAUGGAAAUUUUUUUGGGCUGCACAGACUUACAUUGAAGUGUCCUCAUGAGUGUUUCUCCCCUCAAGUGUUUCUCCCCAGUGAAGAUAAGGAUUCUCCCUGAGUUGUGUUCACCUUCAAGGUGGUUUUUAAGCCUAAGAAAGUUUUUAAGAUAAUUAAUACAUGCCAAUUCACCAUAAAUGUGUUGUAAAAUAUGUGCUUCGUUCUAAAGCUCUUCGAAGAGUGAUUUGAGGAGUGCAUUCUUCAUUAAACACUAUCACAAAGGAUAGCUAAGAAAAAUACAGCUCUAAGAACAUCUAAAUGUACACAAAAUUCAGAACACAAUUAGAGUUCAGGUGUCACAGAGCAAAGUAAGUGUUGCUCUCUGCCUGGAUUUGCACUAAGAGCAGAUCCACUUUAGAAACAUUGCAGCAGGCUUCAUUCAUACUAGAGGAAAUGAACAUCAGUUCUCUUACUUAAAUGAGCCUGUCCUUAGCAUAAGUUAAACUAUAUUUACAUGAUUUUUAUUAUAUGAGUAAGUAACUGUGACCACUGUGUUAAAGAUGAUUCUACAAAGAAAUUACUUGGUUGAAAUCUGUUGAAAACCAGCUUUGGUACUAAAGAAAGAAUGUCAGUACUUGGAUGCAUGUAAGGGAUCUUAGUGGUUCACCUGAGAGCAGUGAAGAAAUCAGCUGAGAAUCACUUAUUAAUUCUUUAAGAUAAAACUACCACAGUUUACCUGAAUGUAAUCACAUCCUAAUUGCUUAUUCAUUCAAGCAGUCCUAUUUUAAUCAACUACUCAUGAGUGUAAAACAAGCAGGGAGUUUACCUGAGGUUUUCAAAAUGCAUUUUGAAAUUUGCUGCUAAUAGAGGAAUGCUCAAAUAUAGUUUGGCCUUUUUUUGCCAUCAGUGAGCUGAGCAGUCACCAAAAGUUUCUUUUAAAUUGUAGGGAUGAUUUAAAUAAACUUUUUUUUUUAAAAAAACGAGGGGGGUAAAGACAUAAAUGGCUUGGUUUUAAUAAAUGUUUAAAUUUUAAUAUACUUUAUGUUUUAUGUUGCAUUAUCGCUGACUUUGUUUUCAAAAUAGAAAGUUUUAAAUAGGAGCAGAAAUUUUCAUUAAAAAAAAUCUUUUUGACUGGCUAAUUACUACUCAUAGAUAAUUGACUGAAUAAAAUUAAAAAGUGUUGUUUCUUCUUUCCAAAUUGACAUAACAGACAUCAUCCAAACCUUUUCAUCCCCAUUAGAUGUCCAGAUCACAUCCUUCUGCUUAUACCAAGGCCUCUUCUCAGAAAGAAAAAAUUAGUCUACAUAUCCAGCCAAAUUCCCUUUCCAUCUGGGCUGGGAGGCUCCAUCUGCAGACUGCUCCUAUCAGUUACCUCAGUAAACGGGAAGGACUGAUGGGGAGCUCUGUUCAGGAGCAGAUGGUGUUCCAACUUCUAAAAAAUGCCCCUAAAGUGCUUUAGGCAAGGAGUACCCGUUGAUCUCUCUUGGAAAUACUUUACUAAAGUGUUCAGUUUCUUCAAAUGACUUUAGCUCCUGCGUAGAAUAAUUUUCCUACUGUCUCUAGUAGGAAUUAUCAGCAAUGGAAAAGCAUGCCCUUUACAGGAAAAAAAUGGAGGCAAAUUCUGUGUUGUUAAAUAUUUCCAUAUAAACACCACUAGGGAUGAAGAAGUCAGCCUGACACAAAUUAUCUGAACACUCACUGAUUUAGGAAUCUCUGAGGACUUUCUCCAAAACUAAUGGAAGUGGUUUUGGCAAGUUCAUGAAUACAGCAGGUACCCCAGUAAAACCUUUGCACUCCUGGGUGCUAAGGUCAGCAGUGUUUUUUCUGGGAAGUACCAUGUGCACAUAAUGCAUUGCAGAAUUAAUAAAGAGAAGCCCAUCCAGCUCUUGGAGGGCUGAUGCUGAUGGUCUUCCAUUAUUCACCUGCUUGUGGGCUGGACUGAAGUAGGACCCCACACAAAGAUAGCUGUCAGCAGAGCACAGAUGCUAAACCAGAAGACGUGUCCGGGUAAGUAAGAAUUAAAUAAGUAAUGCCUUGUGAUUUAUAACUGGAUGAUGGUCUUAAUAAAAAAUCAGAACCAGUUUACAUAUUAAUGCUUAUAAUUUGCUGUCCUUUUUUCUGCAUGUAUGUCAAAAACUGUGUGUCUUUAGUUGUGUUCAGGCAAGCCUGGGGUUUGUUCAUGAUGAUCCUUAUGGCACCCACAAGAGUGAACCUUGGUGGUAAUAUCACACAGGAGCUGUCUGUGGCCAUUGUGAUGUACUGUGAGCAACAGUCAUAUAUUUAAUUUAAAAAGUCCUGUUUUUCCUGACUGUAUUUAGUUCAUUUGGAGAGGAACUGUUUCAUUUUCAAUAGAUGUGUCUCAUUCUGUCCCUUCUUUCCUGAGAGGAUGCACAGGAAUGAAACUUAACCAUAGAGCAGAGAAGGCAGCCACCAGAUUAAUUUAUAUUUUUCUGGCUAUUGCUGUGAUGUAUAUAGCUAAAGUCAUAGGGAAGGGGAAGCUUUUUGUAAACCUUGUCUAGCAAAAUCUACAGAAGGCUCGUGUGUCUGUUCUGGAUUGGAGUCUCCUAGUCAAACCCUCUAAAAGGGUUGAAGGAGAAAGAAAAGGUCUCUCUCUAUUGAAAGACAAGUCUUCUGUGGAAGCCACACUAACACGUGUGGCACACCUGGGUCUGCUCCCUCAGCUUUUGUAGGUCCCCAGCUGCAGCUUUGGGCCCUUUCCAGCCCCACUGGAGCAGAAUUCCCGUCUGACUGACACAGGCUGUGAUCCACACGAAGCCUGCCCAUCCUCCCUUCUGUGGAUCAGGCAGGUGCUGAACCUGCCCUGGGGCUGCAGUGUCAGGGAGGGACACACUUGGCAGCCAGCAGCGUGAUUUGCUUGGGGCA